GUCAUACGAUUAUUGAUGAAUAUUAAACGUGAUUGCGAAACUUUAUAUAAUCUGUUUAUUUAUAGACCGCUGAAGCUGCAGUAUGCUUCGAGCGUUCUCGGGUUUAUAAUGUUAUUAACGGCGCUGGUGAUAAGCUUUCUUCUGAUUACUCAUGGAAGCAGUUCCGUGUUGAACAUUAUUCCGAAACAGUACAAUGUGCAAUUCGAAACUGACAUUGGAAGCGACAAUUAUAAUGGAACCGUUUGGAUAGAUCUGGAAGUUUUGUUACCGGUGGAACAGUUUGAGCUCCAAGCUCGGAAUCUGACGAUCGAAGAUGUCUCACUUAACAGUGGGGAACUGGUUUAUCCUACAAAAUUUAGAAGAUUUGCUAAUGCUACUAUGCAGUUAAGUUUGAACGAGUUGCUACCCACGGGAACCUAUCAAUUGAAGAUCACGUUCACUGGCAGUAUGUCCGAAUACGAUGUGAUGUUCAAAGGAUCUUACCAACGGGACGACAACUCGACCAGUUAUUAUUUGAUGAGCAAACCAAGAAAGUCGCACUUCAAUGAGGCUCCAAGUGCAUUUCCCCACUUGGGUGAGGAGCUCAAAGCGACGUUUAAGAUUUCCGUCGCUCAUUAUGAAAAGCUGCACGCAUGGUCCAAUAUGCCUUUACAGAAACCUCCCAAGCCACACGAUCGCGAAAACUACGUGGUAUCAUGCUUCCAAGUAACCCCGAAAAUGCACGUCUACGAUGUCGGAUUCAUUGUUGCUGAGUUCGAUUCAAAGAAGUUUGGGAAUUUGACGGUGGUGGCUCGUGAAGAUAUUUUACAAUAUACUCAGUAUGUUGGAUACCUUGGCAAUGAACUAGUGAGAAUCAUGGACGAACAUGCUGCUACUGACUAUAGCGGGCCUAUCCCAGACUUCGUUUACAUAGUUCUUCCACGUGAUCUCGGUUUGCAUAAUUUGACAGAAUUUGAGCGAAUGUUCGUUCAAGAGGAGUAUAUGGUGUUUAAUAAAGAAAAGCAUGAUUUCAACCGACUGUAUAAGGUGCUUGAGCGCUCUAGUUAUAGAUUGAUGCUACAGUGGUUUGGCAAUUUGAUAGCACCCGAAGAAGAACGUCUUCAUCAGGCAUUUUCAAAUGUUUACACUUAUUUUAACGCAGAAAAGGUGUAUCCCGAAGAAUUUAUUAUGCUCGCUUAUCAGAUAGACGUCUUGCAAGGAUCACUGCUUGAUAAUCAUGAAAGUUCAAGUUGUGUAUUAAAUAUGUUUUGGUUGAUGGUGCUAGAUGAAAAGUGGCGCGUAGUCAUGAGGAAAUUGAUGAAGAAUCGGAAACCACGCACGUUGACUACUGCACAGUUGUGUUUGGAGGCACAGACAUCAUGGCCAGAGGACUAUAAUUUGCCAGAAGGUACAUCCCUUGAAUCGAUUUUUAACCAAUGGAUGUACAGCGAUGCAGCACCUCCCGUAUUGAACGUUCAGCGUCUUUAUUCCGAAGGAAAUGCCAUUCUUUCACAAAAUGGAUUGGUGAAGGUGCUUCCUUACAACUACGCCACAGAAUAUUCGCAUUUCAACCAAUUGGGUCCAUUCCAGUGGCUCGUUGGUCAAAAUGCAACUGUUCAAUUCGGCGGAUCGGACGAUCACUGGCUCAUACUGAAUAAAGAAGAAUUCGGUUACUAUCGAGUAAAUUACGAUGAAAGCAACUGGCAGCUGAUCUCUGGAGCCCUCAAAUCGAACGCUUCUGGUAUUCAUCGGUUGAGUCGAAUGCAUUUACUAGAUGACGCUUUGUACUUUGUUAAGAAUGACCAACUUAAUGCGACAAUAUUCUUAGAUUUAAUUACAUACCUAAGGGGAGAAACAUUUUACGUAGCAUGGUACAAUGCAUUCAACAUAUUAACGUCUGGGUAUUAUCCUGAGAUCGAUCCACCGAAUCUCAUCAAGAACUUUCUCCUGCACUUAAUUGAUCCGUAUUAUCAAAAAUAUGUAACACAAAAUUAUUCUAAAAGCACUCCACAAAUGGAGCUCUACAUACAUUCCAAAAUAGCAGCGCUAGCGUGUUGGCUAGAUAAAGAAGAUUGUCUCCAACACGCUCGAUCUACAUUCCAACUGGCAGUUGCCAACGAUGCUGCCGUCGAGCCGAACUGGUCCCCAACGAUCUACUGUUACGGCCUACGGAAUGCCAGCGAUGAGGAAUUAGAAUGGCUGCUGACUAAACAAGCCGAAGACUUAUCUCAAUCCAUUGAGUACUUGAGAUGCGUCAAUAGCAAGAAACACCUACGGCGUGUAUUGGAAGAGCUUGCGGAACAAGAUGAUUUCACGACAAUCACCCACUUCGUGCGACUAUUGGACGAGACCGGAUUCCAAAUGCUUCAUGCACUGUUGGAGAGCGAUGCGGCCUUGGUUCAACUCUUGGAAAAAUCAACGAUCGAGCUAUCCCUGCUUUAUUUGUCCAGAAUUACAAAAAGUGCAAAAACGUUGGCGUUGAUUGAUGAUUUGGAGCAGAAACUGGAGCUGGACAUUGCCGAAAAAGGUCAGGGAUCAACUGAGGGUAAUAUUUGGACUAAGCCAGGGGUUGUCGAUUACAUCGAACGGUACAUGCAAGAGUUCAAGAAAUAAACUGUCAAAAAAUUAAACAAAUGUAGAACAA
This is a messenger RNA of Armigeres subalbatus, 2623 nucleotides long. RefSeq names its product aminopeptidase N-like. The transcript is spliced from 3 exons. The coding region runs from base 16 to 2592 and encodes 858 amino acids. The record is from RefSeq and is a predicted model, not a curated record. Gene Ontology annotation, biological process: peptide catabolic process; proteolysis. Gene Ontology annotation, molecular function: zinc ion binding; metalloaminopeptidase activity; peptide binding. Lineage: Eukaryota; Metazoa; Arthropoda; Insecta; Diptera; Culicidae. Gene Ontology annotation, cellular component: cytoplasm.